UUUUAAUAUUCAAUAUGGAUGUGCCUCAAGACGCCGAGUUUAGUCCUGUCAGCUUUCACCAGGGCAGUAGGCCCGACAGGAACCCCAGGCUUUGCAAACUCUCCCUGCCGGAGUUGAGUGGAAAGGCUUCCCCCUACAUCAAGAAUCUUUUCGCUUCACCAACUGUUCUGUCCCCUGUGACUAAUCUGGCUCUAAAUAUGACCAACCUUGCAGUCCUCGGAAGUCAAUGUGAAACCCCCAAACGGAAGAAGAAAAUCCCGCUUUUAAAGAUACCUUCCUAUGCCUCUGACGCCUCAUCAGAUGCCGGUCUUGGAAUGGAUUCUCCUGGACCAAUAGAUACAACGGACGUUGACCAGACGUUUGAAAGUGCCAUUCAGAGGUCGGAAGCACAAGGCAAUGACAGAAAGGCACCCAUAAGAAGAAUACAUUCCCUUCCGACUCGGUUGUUGGGAUUGAGUCCCACUUUAAAGAAAAAGGAUUCAGACCCUCAACACUUCGGCAUCUUCAGUCAGACUCAUUCCACUGGCAACAAAGAAAACAUACAGGAUGGCUCUGUGUUUAAGAAGCCCUCGCUCCCAGUGUCACGCUCUCGCCUCCGAUCCAGCCCCAACAUAGAUGCUUUUGCUAAGCGACCCAAUUCUGCUCCUGCACUUAUGCUCUCUCCCCCCUCCUCUAAUCACUUCGCAUCACUGGAUGACAGCAGUCCCCUCUACCUACGACAUUCCUCACUCACCAGCAGUCUCCUUGACGACGACGAUGAAGACGAUGGCUUCCUCGACGUCCUGGAUGACAUGGAGAAUGAGUCCGACGUUCCAGCGGGCAUGGCCAGCCUCCUCACGGCUCCCCUGGUGACAAACAGACGACCCACAGAGGAAAUUAACCUGUCAGGCUUUCGCUGUCGUCCACGGGGGCUCUUCCGCUCUCCCUCCAUGCCCAACCCUCAGGGGCGGUCCCAGCUAAAGAGGCAGGAGCGUGGGGAUGACAACACACCAAUCAGGGUAAAGAGGAGGCGGAGUCUAGCAGGCACACACUUCUCUGACGAAGAGGAGCAGGACAGUCCCCAACCGAUGGCAUGUGCUCUGGUUCAGAGGUCAAAGUCAUGCUGUCAGACUGAGAUUGAGAAGCUGCUGGACAGCGACACCAACAACUUCAUCGGAGACUUCACCAAGCCCUUUGCCUUGCCAACUGUAGAUGGAAAACACCAGGACCUGAAGUACAUUACCCCUGACACGAUGGUAGCAACACUCAAUGGGAGAUUUGAUGACCUGGUGGAGCGCCUGAUUGUCAUUGACUGUCGGUACCCAUACGAGUUUGAGGGAGGCCACAUCAAGUGUGCGUUAAACCUGCACCAGGAGGACCAGAUUGAGGACUUCCUGUUGAAGACGGCCAUCAUCCCGGCAUGCCAGGGGAAGCGCGUGGUUCUAGUGUUCCACUGCGAAUUCUCUUCGGAACGUGGGCCCCGCAUGGCACGCUUUGUGCGUGAGCGUGACCGGGCCCUCAACGAGUACCCUCACCUCCACUACCCUGAGCUCUACAUCCUCAAGGGAGGCUACAAGGAGUUCUUCCCCCUCCACGAGUUGGUGUGUGAGCCGCAGGCAUACCGCCCAAUGCACCACGAGGAGUUUAGGGAGGAUCUCAGAAAGUUCCGGCUCAGGAGUCGGACAUGGGCUGGGGAGCGUAGCAAACGAGACCUUUACAGCCGCCUGAAAAAGCUCUGAAACACACUCACACUCAACCUCAACCAGAUCACUGCCAUUUUAACAACAUUCUACUUCAGUGCACAUUUGUGCAUCCUCCUUGACACACUCACUCACACACUCUCAAACUGUACUCAACACACACAUAUGUACCAACUCGUAUACCACUUAAACAUAUCUGAAUACAAGUUCAUACAUGUGUGUAAGCUCAGGUCUUAAAUUUCCCUUUUUAAAUGAAGCACUUAUGGUAAUACGUUUUGGAUUGAGUUAAAGUGCUGAUGUCAAUUUGAGGUUUUGUGUUCUGAAAUGUUUUCCCUUUUAUUCCCUGUUUUUAUAAUUUGGGAUUUCUUUCUGCCACUGAGAUGUAAUAUCCAUAGUCAGUGUGCAUGUGUGCUCUACACUAAUGUCUUUCAAAAAGUUUUGUUAAGGAUUCUCUUCAGUUUCUGUGUGUGCUCACUCGUGUCAUGGAGAUUUAGUGUGUAGGUUAUUCAGAUUAUUUCUACGAUCUAUUAGAAUUAUUUAUUCAGCAGGGUCUAGCUCUACCUGAAAUAUUUAUCAUAUAAGUUAUUCAUGCUCCUAUUUUCCUCCUAGAAGGCUGACGCCAUGUGUACACACACAUUCUCUCUAGCUCUCUGUCUGUCUCUCGCUCUGUCUGUCGCUCUCACACACACACACACAGAGGGUGGCAGAGGAUCCUUACAAGCUGUUAACCACUCCCCCCUCCCCCUGCUUUUGCACUGAUUGGGAUUUGUGUUGUGAACUUUGUUGUACUAACCUGUUCCUUACCCGUUACUGGAAAACUUGAAUGUUUUAGGGGAGUGGGGGGGGGGGUGGCGGUGUAAGUGACUGACUGAGUAUUCCGAAGAAGUAUCGAGUGGAAUGCUGCAGGACAGCCUUUAAUGUCACGUUUGAAAUUUAGUUUUUGAUGUUUGUGACGUGUGGUUGUUUUUUGCUCUCUCGCUCCCUCCCCCUUGAUUCUUCCAGUAGAUUUUGUGUGUUGUGAGGAUUUUGUAAUUACAUUGUGAAUAUCGCUCUACAUUUGGAUGUGAAUAUGUACAAAUGUACUUAAGUGUGAAGGUCUAGCGUGUGUGUGUGUGUGUGUAUAUAUCUUUAAUGUGUGCGUGUGAAUACUGGGCUGGAGGAGAUGCAGUAUGGGGAGAAUAAACAUCUGGACUGAA
Molecule: messenger RNA, 2875 nt
Organism: Clupea harengus (Atlantic herring)
Lineage: Eukaryota; Metazoa; Chordata; Actinopteri; Clupeiformes; Clupeidae
Gene: cdc25b
Product: cell division cycle 25B
Biological process (GO): protein dephosphorylation; positive regulation of G2/MI transition of meiotic cell cycle; positive regulation of G2/M transition of mitotic cell cycle
Cellular component (GO): cytoplasm; nucleus
Molecular function (GO): protein tyrosine phosphatase activity
Source: RefSeq, a predicted model, not a curated record